Molecule: messenger RNA, 3345 nt
Organism: Beauveria bassiana ARSEF 2860
Lineage: Eukaryota; Fungi; Ascomycota; Sordariomycetes; Hypocreales; Cordycipitaceae
Product: Ankyrin repeat protein
Exons: 6
Coding region: 1-3345 (1114 amino acids)
Molecular function (GO): protein binding
Source: RefSeq, a predicted model, not a curated record
AUGAUGGAGAUAGCGGCGCCAUCCUCUUCCGCUGGGACUUGCCCUAAUCCACAAGCCUCUUUGCAAGUUGCUAUUCAAGAUUUCCAGAGCAUAUUGACGGACGGACAACGUCACAAAUUACGCACCAUCGGUAGCAUCCGUGAUGCGCAAAGCGUCAUGAUAUUCACCGCCCAGCUCGAGCACGAGAAUCGAUUGGCAGGUCGUCCUGGUGUCUCUAACCGUCUUUCUACCGUCCUUGAAUCUGUGCAGGCAUUCGCUGGCGUGGUCGGGACGUUUGUCUCGUCACACCCAGAGAUAGCGGCCUUGGUUUGGGGUAGCGUCAAGCUCACCAUGCUUGAAGAGAUGCAAGAAGACGUGCGAGCCGUACAACAGAUGGGCGAGGAAGUGAAGGAGGAAAUAUCCUUGGCAACAGCACGUGCACAACACGAAGAUGAAGAGCUUCAGGCGAGGGAAAGACGAGCAGCUUUCCGGGACAGAUCAAAAAUGUGGAAAUUCCUUCCGAGAAUGGAACAUGACAUUAGUGCGAUCAAGGAGAUGCAUGAGCAACAGUUAAGGCGAAAAGCCAAAGAGGAAAGGCAGCGACUUCUCGAGUCACUCUCUUCCCACGAGUACCGCACUCCAUUCUGGGAAGCCUGCAAAAAGCGCCAACGCGAUACGGCGGAAUGGAUCUUCGCGGUCCCGGAAUUCAAGCGCUGGUAUGACGGAAGCGGGCCGUCUCUCCUCUGGUGCUCCGGAAAAAUUGGAUCUGGAAAGACCGUCCUAUGUGCUAAUGUUGUCAAUCAUGUCUUCUUGCACAAAGGCCGCCAUGACACCGCCACAUUCUUCUUUGUGGAUCGUGACAACGCCGAAUCUCUUCAAGCCGAGACACUGAUUCGAUCGAUCAUCCGACAGUCUAUAGACUCCACAGAAGUACCGCAGUAUCUCGAGAGCCGGCUCACAAACCUGGAUCACGCUGUUUUUGUCCAGCUUGACGCAUGGAUCGACUUACUUCGAUACGUCGUUCAGCAAUCAACUGCUUUUUAUAUCCUAAUAGAUGGUCUUGACGAGUGUGACGCAGCUGAGCGACAGGCUGUUUUCGAUGCGCUCUCGUUACUUGCCGCUACGGCAUCAUGCUUGAGAAUUUUUAUUUCCAGCCGUGAAAGCGUUGACCUGGACCUGCGAGGCAGAUCUCUUCCCAUGAGUCGUGUUUCUAUGUCGUGUGACAGCCUCAUGUCCGACAUUCGCUCAUACAUUGACACAUCUCUUCAAAAACGGCUACAGAAUGAAGAGUUAGUAUUCGGCGAUGCCCAUCUACUGGUCGAAGUAAAUGAUGCGCUAACUCAACAUGCGGACGGAAUGUUUCUCUGGGUUACUUUUCUGAUUGACGAAAUCUGCGCUGGAAGCUGCGACGAUGAUAUUCGGCGAUCUUUGCGCCAACUGCCGAAAGAUCUGGAAGAAACAUUCAAGCGAGCAUUACUACGUAUCUUGUCCCGAGCGAAACAUGUCGAAUUGGUACAGAGAACAUUUCGAUGGGUAGCGGUAGCGCGACGGCCACUAACAUUGGACGAGCUCCGUGAAGCUGUCUCUAUUGAUGUCGGACAGACGCAUUCUCGGCCCGAGCGCUUGCCUCAUCACAUGAACCGCAUUUUGUUGUGGUGCGAGAAUCUUCUUCAUCUUACAGACGAGGAACCUGCACAAGUCCAAUUCGCUCAUGCUAGCGUCCGCGAUUUUAUAACAAGAGCAACUCUACCGGGACAGCUCUUUCGUUUCCAUGUUGAUCUGAGAGAGACGGACCAUUUUGCCGGCGAAAUAUGCGUUACGUACCUACACUUUAGCGAUUUUACGACGACAAUAGCCCGACGACAAAAGCCAGUGCAGCUAAAUCCUGUGAGAUUAGCCGUUACAGCUCUUAGCCGAGAGACGAACAUGGCGCGUAUUUCAGAAGUCGUCACCCACUUUGCCUCCAGGCGCCGCAAAACAAUGGCAGACCCAGAUUUCAGCAGAAUUGAAGCCAAGUAUGGAAAGUCUCAUGAUAUAGGCAAGGAAACGCUUCAGAACAGCCAUCCGUUUCUUCAAUACGCAGCAACGCACUGGGUAACCCAUACUGUUCACUUUGAAGAGAAACAAUGCAUCAUUUGGGACCUGUGGCUUCUACUUGUUUCGGGCUGUUCCAGCUUGGCGCGAAUACCAUGGGAUAGACAAGGACUACUUGUCUGGAGUCACAAAACACGCCACUACGCACUCCUUCGCCACGCAUUAAAUUUCGAGCGACAGUACGAACUGGGGGAAAUAUAUCAUCUGUUGAAAAUCUCUGCAACACGAGGUGAUAGCAAGGCCGUUGCUAUUUUCCUUGAAACUUGUACAGGGUCAAUUAGCUACUUUGAUAUGUUGCUUCCAAAAGUGUCUGAAGGCGGCCAUGCAAAGGUAGUUGAUCAGCUUCUUGGUGUAGGGGCAGAUGCCAACGCCGCUGCUGAUGAGUAUAGAGGGCAGACAGCCCUGCAGGCGGCGUGUGGUGGUGGCCACCUUGAGGUAGUAGAGCGACUACUUGGUGCUGGGGCGGACGUGAAUACUGCUGUCACUAAGCAUUCCGGACAGACGGCCUUACAAGCGGCGUGUGGCGCUGGUCAUCUAGAGGUGGUCGAGCGACUAAUUGAUGCCGGAGCGGACGUGAAUGCUGCUACCGCUGAAGUCAAGCAACUCAGAGCCUUGCAGGAGGUGUCUAGCAGUGGCCAUCUCGAGGGAGUGGUGGAUGACCAUCUUGAUAGAGUUCUGAGCGGCCAUCUUGAGGUGGUCGAGCGGCUACUCAUUGCCAGAGCGGACGCUGAUGCUUCUGGAUUAGAAAACGAGGGACUCACAGCCCUACAGAUAGCGUCUAAGCAUGGUCAUCUUCAGGUGGUUGAUUUUCUGCUCGGCGCCGGAGCAGACGUUAAUGCCGAUGCCGCUCCUCUCGAAGGACUCACAGCCCUACAGGCGGCGUCUAGCGGUGGCCAUGUUACGGUAGUAGAACGUUUGCUUUAUGCCGGAGCGGACGUUAAUGCUCCCGGCGCUGUGGUUGAAGGACUCACAGCCCUACAGGCGGCGUCUAGCGGUGGUUAUCUCCAGGUAGUUGAUUUUCUGCUCGGUGUCGGAGCGUGGGUUAAUGCUACUCCCGCGUUUCUGCGAGGAGUCACAGCCCUACAGGCGGCCUCUGGCAGUGGCCAUAUUGAGGUAGUAAAACGUUUGCUCCAUGCCGGAGCUGAUGUUAAUACCGCGGCCUCUAGAAUUGGAGGACGGACGGCUCUACAAGUGGCGUCUGACCGUGGCCAUCUUAAGAUAGUAGAGCUACUUCUUGCUGCCGGAGCGGAUGAUGACGACGCUGCGACUUAG